Microplitis mediator is the source of this 1473-nucleotide messenger RNA. RefSeq lists its product as uncharacterized. The coding region runs from base 120 to 1304 and encodes 394 amino acids. The transcript is spliced from 6 exons. NCBI's taxonomy places the organism in Eukaryota, Metazoa, Arthropoda, Insecta, Hymenoptera, Braconidae. The record is from RefSeq and is a predicted model, not a curated record.
CCAUCGACAUCAUUAGAGCUCACUCAACGUUUAUCUAAGCAAGGUCGAUUCAAUUGCUGUUCGAAUAUAUAUAUUUUAUUUUUUAAAUUAUUCUUCUUUAUUACUAGAAAAAUAAUAAAAUGAAUUAUUUAUAUUUAUCCAGUAUUACAAUAUGGAUGUUUAUAAUUAUUAUAAAAUUAAAUGUGUCAUCGGUAACAUCAAAAUUAGUUCCAAUUAAGAAAGGUGAUCCAACAGAAUGGCGUGAAAAUGGAGCGGAAGCCAAUUUCGCUCAAUUCAAUAACUUGUAUGCAGUAAGUGUCAAUGAAGAGUUGGUGAACACUUUUGACUGUUGUAAUGGUAAAUGUGAUAUGGUAGUAGAUGCACUAUCAGAUUAUCUUGACGAUGCAGAAGAAUUACCUUACCCCAAUCAAUGUGUUGGAUCACUUCGCUCUUGCUGGUUCGAAAAAGAAAGUGAAGAACGAAAAAAAGCAGUAGCGGACUACGAAAACUCAAAGAAAAUUAAGUAUGGUUCGAAUGUACGUGUAACCAUCUAUCCUGAUGAAAGAGAUAUAUCUCAUUAUCGCGAUGUACUAUCUCGUACUGGUAACAUUUGCAAGUGCUUAUGUGAACGAGAUGAUAUUUCAACUGCUACUAACACGCGUGGUGAAUUACUUGAUUCCAUUUGUUUUGAUCCCGUUUCAGUUGAUAAUGGAUAUGUUGCAACGGGCGCGAGAUUCAAAAGACACGGUAAUGUAAUGUACCUUGAACUUCAACAAGGAAUAUUAUCACUAGGGAAAAUUGAUCCAUCAACUCUCAAGUGGACGACUUCUAAUAAUUGUAACGUAAAAACGAAACUUUUUAGGAAUUUCCGAAACGAUAGUACUUACGAUUCUUUACGAAUCAGACUAGAGGAUCUUACUUUAUCAGAGAAUGCAGUUGUCACAGGUGUUACGUUGGGUGAUUCAUUGCGCGGACGAUACGUCGAUAACGAUGGUAAUUUUAAUGAAAAUGAACCCGAAGUUACACAAAAAAGUCAAUGCCAUGGAAGUGCCAUCGAUAUGUUAUCUCGUUAUCCAGAUUAUCUGCCGUCCACAGCUUUAAUAGGAAAUAAUGAAGAACUCAGUGAAUCAUGCAAAUUUUCGGUAGCUUUUAGUGGAACUAAAGAGAGUUCUGAUAAUAUACAACAUAUAGUUCCAUUUGUCGAUAUACAGGAGGUCGUCACCGAUCAAAAUUCACCUAAACCUAUUCACGGAAUCGGUUGGUAUCAUCGUGGUUUUCCUGGUUAUGGAGGAUUUCUAGCUCUCAAGAUUUUCACGAAAGAAUAAUAAUAUUUAUUUCAUCAGUUUCGAUGUUAAUCUAUUCAAUAUAAUUCAAUGUACUUAAAAUUGUAUUGUUUAUAGAAUUGAAAUUUAUAAUUUUUCGAAUUUAUUGAAAAUUGUAAUAAAAAUACGAUUUUAUUUUUCAAAGACGAAAUAUAUGUCUGUUAAAAAUAUA